AACCGACUAAUGCGCCGGUUGGCUGCGCAAAUCCCUAAAUUGUUUUUAUUCGUGUAAGAUGGUUGUUUUAUAAUAUUCAUCCCUAAUUUCAGCUGUGAUGGUAAAAAGUUACAUGGAACGUCUUCUAUGAUUUUCAGUUAAAUAUAGUGUAAUAAAUUUGAUUGUAAACAUGGCAAAUACAUCAGAUUGUGGUGAUACUUUUAAUUUCAAAGUGGUCUUAUUAGGGGAAGGAUGUGUUGGUAAAACUAGUCUAGUAAUUCGCUAUAUAGAAGAUAAAUUUAAUCCCAAACAUAUAAGUACGAUACAGGCUUCAUUUUUAACUAAAAAGUUAAAUUUAGAUGGUAAUCGUGUAAACCUAUCUAUAUGGGAUACUGCAGGCCAAGAAAAAUUCCAUGCCUUAGGACCAAUAUAUUAUAGAUCAUCAAAUGGAGCUGUUCUUGUAUAUGAUAUAACAGACGAAGACUCCUUUCAGAAAGUGAAAAGUUGGGUUAAGGAACUUCGUAAAAUGUUAGGUAGUGAUAUAUCUUUAGUCAUUGUUGGAAAUAAGAGCGAUUUAGAAAAGGAUCGUCAUGUGGAUUUAGAAGUAGCUAAGACAUAUGCUGAAAAAGUUAAAGCGAUGCAUUAUCAAACGUCAGCUAAACUGAAUGAAGGAGUUGAAGAAAUGUUUCUGGCUCUUACUCAAAAAAUGUUAGAUGAAGCAAAAUUAAAAGCAGCUCAAGAGAUUAACCAGACAAGAAAAAAUUCCCAAAAAGUGGUGCAAGUUGUGGAUGAUGAACAGGUACCAAAUAAUAACAAGACUUGUUGUUCAAGUAGUUAAGUUCUUGUAAACUCCUACAGACUUUCGUAUUCUGUAAAUAUUAAUAUUAUUAUUCAUGUGAUUGUUAUUUUAUUUAUAUAUAUAUAUAUGAAAUAUGAGGAUAAUAUUAUGUUAAUUGUUCCUUUAAUAAAAUUAGGUAUUUUUAAUAA
Molecule: messenger RNA, 966 nt
Organism: Diorhabda carinulata
Lineage: Eukaryota; Metazoa; Arthropoda; Insecta; Coleoptera; Chrysomelidae
Gene: Rab21
Product: ras-related protein Rab-21-like
Exons: 4
Coding region: 170-817 (215 amino acids)
Biological process (GO): Rab protein signal transduction
Molecular function (GO): GTPase activity; GTP binding
Source: RefSeq, a predicted model, not a curated record